Molecule: messenger RNA, 5126 nt
Organism: Ochotona curzoniae (black-lipped pika)
Lineage: Eukaryota; Metazoa; Chordata; Mammalia; Lagomorpha; Ochotonidae
Gene: ABCA9
Product: ATP binding cassette subfamily A member 9
Exons: 38
Coding region: 1-4872 (1623 amino acids)
Biological process (GO): transmembrane transport; lipid transport
Cellular component (GO): membrane; intracellular membrane-bounded organelle
Molecular function (GO): ATP binding; lipid carrier activity; ATP hydrolysis activity
Source: RefSeq, a predicted model, not a curated record
AUGAGCAAGAGGCACAUAAGUGUGGGUCAGCAGACAUGGGCUCUUCUUGGCAAGAACUGUCUUAAAAAGUGGAGAAGAAAAAGAGACACCUUGUUGGAGUGGUUUUUCUCAUUUCUUCUGGUCCUAUUUGCAUACCUAUUUUCUUUAAAUUUACAUCAAGUUCAUGACUCUUCGCAAAUGCCGGCAGUGGAUCUAGGAUGUGUAGAUACUUUUAAUGAGUCUAAUUAUGUGAUUUCGUUUGCACCUGAAUCCAAAACUACACAAGAAAUAAUGAAAAAAGUUGCUUCUGCCCCAUUUAUGAAAGGAAGAACAGUCAUGGGAUGGCCUGAUGAUAAAAGCAUGAAUGAAUUGGACUUAAAUGACUCAAUAGAUGCAGUGAGAGUCAUCUUCAAUGAUACCUUCUCAUAUCAUUUGAAGUUUUCCUGGGGACAUCGAAUCCCCAAGAUGAAAGAACACAGAGACCAUGCAGCUCAUUGUCAAGUAAUGGAUGAAAAAGUAAUGUGUGAAAGUUCAAUUUUCUGGGAGAAAGGCUUUGUGGCCUUUCAGGCUGCCAUUAAUGCUGCUAUCAUAGAAAUCACAACAAAUCAUUCAGUGAUGGACAAGUUGAUGUCUGUUACUGGAGUGAAUAUGAAGAUACUGCCUUUUGUUGCUCAAGGAGGAGUUGCAACUGACUUUUUUAUUUUUGUGUGCAUUAUUUCUUUUUCUGCAUUCAUCUAUUAUAUAACAGUCAGUGUUACGCAAGAAAGGCAAAGUAUGAAACCAUUAAUGAAAAUGAUGGGACUUCAAGAGUCAGCAUUCUGGCUCUCCUGGGGUUUGAUGUACACUGGGUUCAUCAGUAUCACAGCCAUUGUGAUGACUCUCAUCAUAAAAUCUGCACAAGUUGUCGUUCUGACUGGCUCCAUGGUAGUGUUUGCCCUCUUUCUCCUCUACGGCCUGUCUUUGAUAACAUUAGCUUUCCUGAUGAGUGUGCUGAUAAAGAAACCUUUCCUUGCUGGCCUGGUCAUCUUUCUCCUUAUUGUCUUUUGGGGGAGUCUGGGAUUCACAGCACUCUACAGACAUCUUCCUGCAUUUCUGGAAUGGUCCUUCUGUCUCGUGAGCCCUUUUGCCUUCACUGCUGGAAUGGCUCAGCUUAUACAUUUGGACUUUGAUGUGGAUUCUGAGAUCAGUUUGAAGUCUUCAAACCACCCAAAUCUAAUAGCAGCCAAUCUUGUCAUGUUGAUUUUUGAUACUCUUCUCUAUUUGGCAUUGACAUUGUAUUUUGACAAAAUUUUGCCAACUACCUAUGGAUAUCAACAAUCUCCCUUGUUUUUCCUGAAGUCCUCUUGUUGGUUUCAACACCAAAGGCCUAACCGUGUGGUUCUGGAGAAUGAGGUAGAUUCUUAUCACUCGUGUAAUGACUCCUUUGAAGCAGUGCCUCCAGAAUUCCAUGGGAAAGAAGCUAUCAGAAUUAAGAAUCUUAAGAAAGAAUAUACCGGAAAGCAUGAAAAAGUGGAGGCAUUGAAAGGUCUGGUAUUAGACAUCUAUGAGGGCCAGAUCACCGCACUCCUUGGCCACAGCGGAGCUGGGAAAACCACCCUGAUGCACACGCUCAGUGGGCUGUCACUCCCAACCUCAGGUUCCAUCACCGUCUAUGGUCACACACCAUCAGAAAUGACCGGCGUGGAAACUGCUCUCAAGUUCAUCGGCAUGUGUCCACAAUCCAACGUGCAAUUUGACUUCCUCACCUUGAGGGAAAACCUCUGGCUGUUUGCUAAAAUAAAAGGGAUUGUGCCCCGUGAAGUGGAGCAGGAGGUACAGCGAGUUUUGAGGGUUUUGGAUAUGAAAAAUCUUCAAGACAUCCUUGCUCGAACUCUAAGUGGUGGACAAAAAAGGAGGCUGACCUUAGGGAUUGCCCUUUUAGGAGACCCCGAGAUUUUGCUACUAGAUGAACCCACUGCUGGAUUGGAUCCUCUCUCGAGGCACCGAGUAUGGGAUCUCUUAAAAGAGAGAAAAUCGGGCAAAGUAAUUGUCUUCAGUACUCAGUUCAUGGAUGAGGCUGACACCCUGGCUGAUAGGAAGGUGUUUAUAUCCAACGGGAAGCUGAAAUGUGCGGGUUCUUCUCUGUUCCUAAAGAAGAAAUGGGGCAUUGGCUACCAUUUAAGUUUGCAUCUGAAUGAAAUGUGUGACCCAGAAAAUAUAACAACACUAAUUAAACGGCACAUUCCUGAUGCCAAAUUAACAGCACAGAGUGAGGAAAAGCUUGUAUAUGUUUUACCUUUGGAAAGAACGUACAAAUUUCCAGAACUUUAUAGAGAUCUUGAUCAAUGUUGUCAUCAAGGCAUUGAGAAUUAUGGUGUUUCCAUGGCAACUCUUAAUGAAGUGUUCCUGAAAUUAGAAGGAAAACCAGCUAUUGAUGAAUCAGAUGGUGGGGUUUGGGACCGAUUACCAAACGACGGAGUGGAAGACAUGGGAAGCCUCACAGAGCUGGAACAAGUUUUGUCUUCCUUAAGAGAAACCAGGAAAAUAGCCAACGGCAUGGCUCUCUGGAGACAGCAGCUCUGCGCAAUAGCAAAAGUUCGCUUUCUAAAGUUGAAGAAUGAAAGAAAAAGCCUGUUGGCAAUGUUUCUGCUAUUUGUAGUUAGUUUUUUCCCUCAACUUUUGGAACAUCUCUUCUAUGAAUUAUAUCAAAGAAGUUACUCUUGGGGAUUGUCUCCACAAAUGUACUUCCUCUCACCUGGACAGCAAGUGCAAGCUCCUCUGACCCGUUUACUGAUCAUCAACAGAACAGGAUCGAGCAUUGAUAACUUCAUCCAUUCCCUGUGGCGGCAGAACAUAGCUUUAGAAGUGGAUGCCUUUGGAGUCAGAAAUGGUGCAGACGAGUCAGCAUACAAUGGGGCUAUCACUGUCUCUGGCGAUGCAAAGGAUUACAGAUUUUCGAUAGCAUGUAAUACCAAAAGGCUGAACUGCUUUCCGGUCCUCGUGGAUGUCAUCAGCAAUGCGCUCCUUGGGAUGCUUAACUCUUCUGAACACAUUCAAACUGACAGAAGCACGUUUUUCGAAGACACAUCCUACGAAUAUGGGUACCUGAGUAACGCCUUCUUCUGGAUACCAGUGGCAGCCUGCUUCACUCCCUACCUUGCAAUGAGCAGCAUCAGUGACUACAGACAAAACACACAAUCCCUGCUAUGGGUGUCAGGCCUCUACCCUUCUGCUUACUGGUUUGGACAGGCACUGGUGGAUAUUCCCUUGUACUUCCUUAUCCUCCUCCUAAUGCAAAUCAUGGAUUAUGUCUUCAACCCAGAUGAUAUUAUAUAUAUAAUUCAAAACUUGUUAAUUCAGAUCCUCUGUAGUAUUGGAUAUGUCUCAUCUCUUGUUUUCUUGACAUACGUGAUUUCAUUCAUUUGUCGCAAAGGUAGAAAAAAUAGUGGUGCUUGGUCGUUUUUAUUCUUAAUUAUUACCAUCUUCUCAAUCGUUGCUACAGAUCUGAAUGAAUAUAGAUUUUUAGGACUACUUUUCAGCACCUUAUUAAUACCACCCUUCACGCUUAUUGGGUCUCUGUUCAUUUUCUCAGAAAUUUCUCAUGACUCCAUGGAUUACCUAGGAGCCUCAGAGUCUCAGAUUGUUUUUCUGGCAUUGCUAAUACCAUACCUUCAUUUCUUCAUUUUUGUGUUUGUUCUGCGAUACCUGGAAAAGAACUUUAGGAAGAAAUCAAUGAGAAUGGAUCCUGUGUUCAGAAUUUCUCCGCAAAGAAACAAAGUUCUUCCAAACCCAGAAGACCCUGAAGGGGAGGAUGAAGCUGUUCAGCUGGAAAGAAUGAGAGCAGCAAAUGCUGUGACUCUGCCAGAUGCUGACGAGACACUAGUCAUUGCUGCCAGCUGCCUGCGGAAGGAAUAUGCAGGCGGAAAGAAACACUGCCUUUCCAGAAAGAAGAAAACAGUUGCCACAAGAAAUGUCUCUUUCUGUGUCAAGAGAGGUGAAAUUAUAGGGCUAUUAGGUCAUAACGGCGCAGGUAAAAGUACAACUAUAAAGAUGAUGACUGGAGACACAAAACCGACUGCGGGCCAGGUGAUUUUGAAAGGGAGCAGCAGAGGGGAGCCCCUGGGGUUCCUGGGGUACUGCCCACAGGAGAAUGCACUCUGGCCCAGCUUGACAGUUCAGGAGCACCUGGAGGUGUACGCUGCUGUGAAAGGACUGAAGAAAAGAGACAUGGCACUCAGCAUGACACGGUUGGUGGUUGCGCUCAAGCUGCAGGACCAGCAGAAGGCUCCUGUCAAAACCUUACCCGAGGGAGCAAAGAGAAAGCUGUGCUUCCUGUUGAGCAUCCUUGGGGGCCCAUCAGUAGUACUUCUGGAUGAGCCCUCAACCGGCAUGGACCCCGAGGGGCAGCAGCAGAUGUGGCAGGCGAUCCAAGCCACCUUUAGAAACACAGAGGGAGGCGCUCUCCUGACCACCCACUACAUGGCAGAGGCCGAGGCCGUGUGUGACCGAGUGGCCAUCAUGGUGUCUGGCAGGCUGAGAUGCAUUGGCUCAAUCCAACACCUGAAAAGCAAAUUUGGCAAAGAUUAUCUACUAGAAAUGAAAGUGAAAACCCUCACCCAAGUGGAACACCUGCAUGAAGAAAUUCUGAGGCUUUUCCCCCAGGCUGCUCGUCAGGAAAGAUACUCCUCCCUCCUGGUCUAUAAGUUGCCUGUUGAGGAUGUGCAACCUCUGUCCCAGGCUUUCUUCAAGUUAGAGACGGUUAAACAGAGCUUCGACCUGGAGGAGUACAGCCUCUCGCAGUCUACCCUGGAGCAGGUUUUCCUGGAGCUCUCCAAGGAGCAGGAGUUGGAAGCCUUCGACGAAGAGCUUGAUCCCUCAGUGACUUGGAAGCUCCUCCCCCAGGAAGAACCUUAAAACCACAAAUACUCCGUGCAUCUAUUAAAGUUUGUGACUCUUUAAGGCACUAUUUUAUAGCAUGAAUGUGUUUUAUCUGUUUCUGAUGAACAAUGCUUUUCAAACUCAUGUGCAAAUUUUCAGUCUUGAGUUUGCUUAUAGUGAGACCACAGGGUAAAAGCAAAGAGAGCAGUGUUGCAGGGGCCUGACCAGAAAGCCCGGCCAUAGAUGUGCAUACCACAAAAUUCAAAAUUCAAAAUAAAAAUUUUUUAAAA